AGUCAUCAGUGUCGACAUCACUUGUUCGAACACUUGUCACAACAUUAUCGUAGAUGUCCUUGAUGAGGGUAAUGUACUUUGAUGAAGGAAAUAAUCGAUUUCUUUCACUGAAAUAAAAUCCCCCCUCCUACUUUUCUUGUCUCCUCUCUCCCGUCCUAGCCCGUGAGUUGACUUGGUUUUGCUCCACAACAAGAAAUUAGACGACCUCUCCAAUCCGAUCAGAAUUUUGCUUCAACCUGAUCGACUGAUCUAGGCCGGCCGACUCUCCGCCCUGCAACUGCGUCCCUGGCAGUUUGAGGAAGGAUCCGGGGAGAAGCUGAAAGCCGCGCCAUGGAAUUGGAGGCCCCGGUGGUCGAAGCAGAUCCGGGGAGAAGAAUCACAAGAGGAGCAGGAGGCGGCGGCGGCGGCGGCGAGGGGGAGGGCCCGGCUGGUCGGACCACCCUCCUGCCCUGCCCCAACUGCGACAUCCAGGUGGUGCACAAGCUGGCGCAGCUGCUGCUCCCGGGCCUGGCCGCGGCGUGCGUCGACAGCACCCUCGGGAGCCCCUCCUCCGCGCUCGCCGUCCAGCUGCGCGCGGAGCUGGUCCGCUACGUCGCGCACCGCAGCAGCAGCCCGCCCGAGGCGGAGGAGGAGGAGGACCCGAUCGACCGCGACGACCCGGCCGAGGCGCUGGCCGCGUUCCUGGACGACUUCGCGGGCAGCAAGAGGAGCGUCGCCGUCUCCAUCGCCGGCUGGCUCCCGUACCUGGGCGGCGGCGACGACGGCCGCGACGACCGGAUCGAGGACCUCGUCGAGGAGAUGGAGGCGAGCCGCUUCUGGCCGGUCGAGAGGCGGGAGGCCGUCGCGCGGGACCUCCUCCGCGGCCUGGACGCCGGCGGCGGCCGGUUCCGCUGCCGCGAGGAGCUGGGGACGCCGGAGGAGCUGGCGGACCACGUCGCCGCGCGCUGCGGAUUCAGGCCCGUGCGGUGCCGGAACCAGGCCCAGGGCUGCCGGGCCGAGGUUUCCGCCUGCCGCGCCGACGCGCACGACGAGGCGUGCGCCUUCAAGCUCCUCCCCUGCGAGCAGCGCUGCGGCCUCGCCGUCGCCCGCCGCCAGAUGGACCGGCACUGCGUCACCGUCUGCCCCAUGAAGCUCGCCAACUGCCCCUUCUUCCAGCUCGGCUGCGAGUCCGCCUUCCCGGCCUGCAACCUCGGGUCGCACUGCGCCGAGUUCCUUCGGCCACACCUCCGCCUGCUCCUUAGUCCCAGCAAGAUCGGCGCCGGUCGUCUGGAUCCGGAGGAGCGUCUUCUACGGCUGGAGAAGCAUGAUUCCGAUGGUGCGUUGGGCGAAGCUUUGGACGUGAGGUCUCUCACUAACGCCAUUGCUCAGCUAGAGAAGAAGAUGGACGCUGAAGAUGGUUCCCCCGGUUACACCGGAGACGACAACAAAGAAGCAAUGCCCACACAAGAUUCCAACUCCGCAGCUCUGCACUAGUUUCGUUCCCUGAUGCAGGAAUUUUUUGGAAAAAAAACAUUUUUGUUUCUUAUAUACUCCCUCUGUACCAUACUACUCCCUUCUAAACUAAUAUAAGAGCGUUUAGAAUACUAAAAUAAUGAUCUAAACGCUUUUAUAUUAGUUUACAGAGGGAGUAGUAUAUAUGUCGUUUUAACAGUUCAAAUUGAAUUGCUAAAACGAAAUAUAUUAUGGUACCGAGGGACUAUUUUUGGAAAGCACCACACCUUUUCUUUUUUGAACAAUCGGCAGAAACGUUGUCCUUUUAUUCAGAAGAACAUAGAAUUUGUACAAAAAACGAUGGUCCCACUAAUUAAGCAGUUUAUACAAGGUUUGCGAAAAGUUGAAACCUA
This is a messenger RNA of Triticum urartu, 1844 nucleotides long. The record is from RefSeq and is a predicted model, not a curated record. NCBI's taxonomy places the organism in Eukaryota, Viridiplantae, Streptophyta, Magnoliopsida, Poales, Poaceae.